GAUCUAUUCAAUUUAUUCCACACCAUCACCUCCCUGUCACUCUAACAAACCUCCCAAAACCCUAAUUCAUUCCCGCCACCACCACCGCCACCGCCACCGUCACCGCAUUCCGCCGCCGGUAACCACCACAAACUCUCUAAUGCAAGGCCUGUGCUUCACUCCGCAACUAAAAAUCCCUAACAAUGGCGUCAUAUUACACAACAUCACCACAAACAGAAACCGAAAACCGUCAAUCUCCGCCACAAUGUCCAAAUCGAAACCGGAGAUCGAUAUAUUAUCCACGGCGGAGGCUAAAUCGAUGACGGCGGUGUUGCAGACGCGUGAACAACCACCGGCGGUGCUGCGAGUGAGUCCGUCUUCGUUGCAGUACGAAUCAGGUGAGUUAGGAGCUGUGCCGGACCAUAAGGUGGAGGAAGGUAACGGUGCGAUGAGUGAGAUGGAGUAUUUGACGAAUAUAUUGUCGUCGAAUCGAGUUUAUGAUGUGGCGAUUGAAUCGCCGUUGUCGCUUGCGCCGAAGCUUUCGGAACGGUUGGGAGUGAAUGUGUGGCUUAAGCGAGAAGAUCUGCAGCCUGUCUUCUCAUUCAAGCUUCGCGGAGCAUACAAUAUGAUGGCAAAGCUCCCAAAAGAACAGCUGGCAAAAGGUGUCAUAUGCUCGUCAGCCGGCAAUCAUGCUCAAGGGGUUGCAUUAUCAGCCAAGACACUCGGCUGUGAUGCCGUGAUUGUCAUGCCAGUUACCACACCCCGGAUCAAGUGGGAGUCCGUCAAGAGAUUAGGUGCAACAGUUGUCCUUGAAGGUGAUUCCUAUGACGAAGCACAGGCAUACGCUAAAAGAAGAGGUGAAAGUGAGAACCGAACGUUCAUCCCUCCUUUUGAUCACCCGGAUAUUAUAACGGGUCAGGGGACCGUUGGAAUGGAGAUUGUGCGCCAAAUGCAAGGUCCAAUUCAUGCUAUAUUUGUGCCUGUUGGUGGUGGUGGUUUGAUAGCUGGUCUUGCUGCCUAUGUGAAGAGGGUAUCACCAGAGGUACGGAUUAUUGGAGUAGAGCCUACUGAUGCAAAUGCAAUGGCAUUGUCAUUACAUCAUGGGCAACGAGUAGUGCUUGAUCAAGUUGGAGGCUUUGCAGACGGUGUUGCUGUUAAGGAGGUUGGUUUGGAAACUUUCCGUUUAUGCAGGGAACUGAUUGAUGGUGUGGUUCUUGUCAGCCGUGACGCCAUUUGUGCAUCCAUAAAAGACAUGUUUGAGGAAAAAAGGAGCAUUCUAGAACCAGCAGGUGCCCUUGCUCUUGCUGGGGCAGAAGCAUACUGCAAAUUCUAUAAUCUUAAGGAUAUAAAUGUUGUAGCUAUAACUAGUGGGGCCAACAUGAAUUUCGAUAGAUUAAGAUUGGUUACCGAACUUGCAAAUGUUGGUAGACAACGGGAGGCUGUACUCGCAACUUUCCUGCCUGAAGAACCUGGAAGUUUUAAACAGUUUGCUGAACUGGUUGGGAAGAUGAAUAUUACCGAGUUCAAGUACAGAUAUGAACAUGAAAAGAAAGAAGCUCUUGUUCUGUACAGUGUCGGUCUUCAUACCAAGUUUGAACUCCAAGAAAUGGUGGAGAGAAUGGAGUCACAUGAACUAAAAACCAUUGAAUUUACAAAGAAUGACAUGGUUAAAGAUCAUUUACGCCAUCUGAUGGGAGGCAGAACUAAUGUAGAAAACGAGCUUCUUUGUCGGUUUGUAUUCCCCGAGAGGCCAGGGGCUUUGAUGAAGUUCUUGCAUGCUCUUAGUCCACGUUGGAACAUCAGUUUGUUUCACUACCGUGCACAGGGAGGAAUGGGGGCAAAUGUUUUAGUCGGUAUUCAAGUUCCAUCAAAUGAAUUAGAUGAGUUUCGGUAUCAUGCGAACGAUCUUGGAUACGAGUAUGAACUUGAGACCGAUAAUGAAGCAUUCCAGCUUUUAAUGCGUUAAGUUAUCGAUCCCGAAGCUUGACCGAACCAUUACUUAAAGGUUGUAGCAAUAAGGUUUGUUUUAUAGAGAAAAUUGUACUAGUAUCCAUGUCACAGGAACACUUUUGUAGCUCAACAGUGACUUCCAGUUCUAGCCCCCACUUUUAAAGCAACCAAAUUAAUAUUAUAUGUUAGAAUGGGUGUUGAAAAAAACCGGAGCCAAAUAUAAAUAAAGUUUGGGUUAAACGGUUUGGUUUAGGAUCGAAAUAAGCGUUGGUAUGUAUUAUAUGCUAGAGCAUUUCUUAGCAUUAGAACCGAAGUUAUUACUCGAUCAAUUCUAGUAUUUCUAAUUUAUUAGGGUUUGUAAAUUGUAAUGCUUCCUCACAAUAAGGACAGGUGAUCAAAUUGAAGUUACCUGUUAGGGUUUAGGUAACCGUUGGUUGUUUAUUA
Helianthus annuus (common sunflower) is the source of this 2373-nucleotide messenger RNA. RefSeq names its product threonine dehydratase 1 biosynthetic, chloroplastic-like. The transcript is spliced from 9 exons. The coding region runs from base 140 to 1945 and encodes 601 amino acids. Gene Ontology annotation, biological process: L-threonine catabolic process. The record is from RefSeq and is a predicted model, not a curated record. Gene Ontology annotation, molecular function: pyridoxal phosphate binding; threonine deaminase activity. NCBI's taxonomy places the organism in Eukaryota, Viridiplantae, Streptophyta, Magnoliopsida, Asterales, Asteraceae.